This is a messenger RNA of Aspergillus oryzae RIB40, 3636 nucleotides long. RefSeq lists its product as uncharacterized. The transcript has 2 exons. The record is from RefSeq and is a predicted model, not a curated record. Lineage: Eukaryota; Fungi; Ascomycota; Eurotiomycetes; Eurotiales; Aspergillaceae. Bases 1 to 3636 code for a protein of 1211 amino acids.
AUGACUAGGAGCAUUAUUCGACAACUAGUACCUGAGGAGCUUCCAGGAUCACUUGUCAGUUUAUGGGAAGAACAUGGUCGACAUAACCGUGAGCCAGACCAAGACAAACUCUCAACAGUUCUCCAUGAUGUGAUUAACAAUUAUACGGGUGAUCGUUUGUUUCUUAUUUUUGACGCACUCGAUGAAUGUCCCGAUAAUGAAGUCCAUGAGAGGGAUUUGCUGUUUCAGGUUCUGAAGGGUCUCAUUGACGAGCACGGGGAAAAGAUCCAUCUUCUAGCAACAAGUCGAUACGAAGAAAACAUUCGCUGUCACCUGGAGGAGAGCUUGGAGAUAGAUCUCGAGGAUCGAAUGAAUAAUGAUGUCGAGGCUUUUGUCCGCGAUGCACUCGAUCAUGGAAAGCUGAGCAGAUGGAAAAAAGAAAAGGGGGUCAAUGAUCAGAUUUUGGCAAAGCUGUUGGACACAAAGGAACCAAGGUAUUGUCAUGCACUCUGUUGUUCUCAGCAGAAUAUUUUACGUUUUCGCUGGGCUGACCUACAAAUCAAACGGCUCGAAAAAUGCAAAAAAAGGGAUCAAAUCACGGAAUCACUUGAAACGAUUCCAAAAACUCUGGAAGAAACAUACCAAAGAAUCCUUCAUGACAUUCCUGAAGACGAAAAAGAGGACGCGCGCUCAAUACUCACAUGGCUCAGUUUCUCUCUUGAACCACUCAGGCUAGAGACUGUUGCAGCAGUGGUGGGCUUUCCACAUCCUGAAGAUGUUGUUGGAACUUGCACUACCUAUUUGGUGACUGUUAGUCCAUCGAAUGGUACCAUUAAACUCGCCCAUUUUUCAGUGAAGGAAUUUUUGGUCGUCUCAGAGUCUGUCCAUUGGUAUCAGUUAACUAAAAAUGGUGGCCAUAUGGACAUAGCUAAUCGUGCCCUUGACGAUCUGCUUGACAAAACUGAGGUUCUGACUGAAGAAGCUGUACAUGGUCUGCCGCUCUUGAAGUAUGCCGCAGCACAUUGGAGCCGACAUUUUUCAGAGCUUACUGACUCUGAUGCCAAAUUCUGGGACCUAGAGAAAAAGAUACAUCGCCUGUUUGAAGAGCGCAUAGUCUACUUAAACUGGCGGCGUGUGGCUCGAGAUAACUUUUCAAUGAGCUCAUGGGAUAGAGGUCUUUUCUCCUUUGAGCCGCCCAUCUACUUGGCCUGUGGAAUGGGAAUGCAGAAUGUUGUUGAGAGACUUCUCUCACAAGGGGCUAACGCUUGCACAGAAUUGGGGCUGAGCACAGUUGGAGUGGCUGCUCUGAAUGGUCAUCUUACUCUCGUAAAGCUGUUGCUGGGGAACAUCGGCGUUUCAGCGAAAAUAGCUUCGGAAAUUGCGAGUUACAUUGAUCUCAAUAAUGUUCCACAUGAAGAAGUUGAAGACCUUCUGGACUUACUUUUGAGCACUAAAGUCUUGUACGACAAGACUGCAAAUGGAUGUGUUCUUUUGAAUGAAGAUUUUGUUAGUGCCAUAGCAGAGAACGAAAGGUCAGGUCGUCGGCUCAUGUGCCUUCUUUUGGAUAGGCAAGACAAGCUAGAGGUUCCUGUUACUGAGAGCGUUCUCGACGCAGCGCUAUGUAAUCGUGAUGGCGGUGAAACGAUGCGAGUACUUUUGGACAGGAGACGAAAGGGCAUCCAAAUCACUGAAGGCCUAAUGGAGUCAGUGGCUGCUGAUUCCAGAUAUACUCCUGAUAUAUCAGAGCUGAUUCUUCAACGUUGGGGCGCUACGGUUCCUUUAAAUCAAAAGAUCGUCAAGGAAUUUGUGCGCCGUGCACCAGCGAAGGUGAUGGAAUUGCUUUUACAGAUCCGUGGUCAUGAAAUUCAAAUCACAGAGGAAUUAGUAGACGCAGCUGCUGCUAAUGGGGAUCAUGAAGUGUUUCGCUUGCUAUGGGAAAGAGUGUCUGGUAUUGAAAUCACUUCGAAAACUUGGCAGCGUAUCAUCAUAUGGGGGUCCAAAGGCCUGGAAAGGAUGGAAAUCGCAUUGGCAAAAUGCCCUCAGCGCUAUUUUCUGGAAAAUGAAAUAAUCCUAAAAGUGGCAAGGUGUUUGUAUGGUCUUCCCUUGAUGCGAAUGCUUUUGGACAAACGAGAGGCAGGACUGGUUGUUUUUGAUGUUUCAGAGGCAACGAUGAUCGCAGCUGCUUCGAACUCCAACUGCCCACAACAGAUGAUGGAACUGGUCAUCAACAACGCGGACUCGGAAAUUCCAGUCAACGAGAAGAUUUUAUCCUCAGCAAUUGGCAAUGUCCGGGCAUCAGAAUCUGCCUUGGAGUAUUUGCUUGAGCUUGAACAAAACCUGCCGAUCACAGAGGAAGUAUUGGUAUCAGCAGCAGCAGCAACAGCAGUACCUUUUUAUCAACGCAAAAGAGUACUCAAAUUUAUUUUCAACAAAUUUCCAGAUGCUCCAAUGACAGAUCGUGUCUUUAAGGCAGCUGGGCAUAUGUCUGGGGUGUUGUUGUCACUCUGGUUAAAACGAGGUCGUCAUAUACAGGAUUGCCAGCUGAUAGGGAGGCUUCUGGGGCAAGGUAUUGUGAGCUUACAGGAACUGACGAAACUAUUUGAUGAAGGGCUAGUAGAGAUGGACGACAAUCUGGUGGAUGCAGUGGGGACCCAGAACGCUCUGAUUAUGGCAUUGGAGGGGUACGGUGCUAUGGAAAAGCUGUUAGAUUUACGAAGAAACGAUAUCACAGUUACUGAAGAGGUUGUAUUGAGGGCUCUGGAUGAAGUUUGCGUGGAUGGUCAGGCCUUUAAAAUGUUGACGGAUCGACUGGGAUCAGUAGUACCCGUUACAGAGAAGAUUUUGGAAAAAGCUUUUCUGAAGGAUCAAUCAAUACUCUUGGAUCUCCUGCUGAAAGAGGAGCGAAAUUGGAAUCUUCAAAAGGUCUGGGAUGCGAUUUGGCGAAAUCAUGGUUACUUCCUUAGGGAUAUUGUGGGAGGUGCGAAUGCUCUUCUGAAAUAUGGAGAAUUUGAUGUUUCUCAGACCCUGGUGGAGUUCCUUCCACGCCAUGAAGAAGAUGGCUUCUCAAAUAAGGACCUUGAUGAGCUGGUCAAUUUAUGUGCUGGACGAGACAUAUCAGCUCCUGCUAUGGAAAUGAUCUCAGUGAUAUCAUUCAAAUGGGGCGAUGCGAGGACUAUCCGGGUAUUCAUCGAUCGACUGAGUUCAGCGGUACCCAUGACAGAGAAGGUUUGGGAUGCGCUUUGGCUAAACGAUGGAUUCUCUUUUCAACAGAAAGCGAUAAUUUCAAAUAUUCUUCUAGAAUAUGGGGAAUUUGACAUUUCGCAGAUCCUACUAGAGUUCCUUCCACUUAGAGAAGAAAAGGGGGUCUUUAGUGAUGAGGAAAUUGAUGAGUUGGUCAAUCUGUGUGUUGGGCAAGACAUAUCAGCUCCUGCUACUGAGAUGCUCAUCGAGAUACUAUUUGAAUAUGGUAAUGCAAACUCCAUCAUGAAGUUCGUCAAACGCAAACCCACUGUCCAACUUACGGAUGGCCUUAUUCAGCGUGCAGAUAGGAAUGAACGGGCAUACAAGAAGGUUUUGAUGCCUUUCCUCUACUCAAAAAGAGCCGCGGAUCAGAAUAUCAACAAUGCUGAAGCCAAGACAGAAGCAGAAGAAGACUAG